Molecule: messenger RNA, 150 nt
Organism: Morchella sextelata
Lineage: Eukaryota; Fungi; Ascomycota; Pezizomycetes; Pezizales; Morchellaceae
Exons: 1
Coding region: 1-150 (49 amino acids)
Source: RefSeq, a predicted model, not a curated record
AUGCUCUCUCGCCUGACGCUCUCCCGACGGAAUGUUCUCUCGCCUGAGACUACUACCUAUCUCCUGGACGCUCCUGGAGCUCUCGCGACGCCUCAGGAAGCGUUUUGUCCGCUCCUGAACCUCUCUGACGACUCCUGGGCAUAUCACUAA